GUGGGUCCAUUCUUUCCCCUCAAUCGGAUAAGAGCGGCUCGAGGACAUGCAGCCCGAGCAACGCGCAACCGCGAGAGCGCCCACCUUAUGUUAACGUUAAUGUUAAUUCCCCGAGAGUAAACGACGCCAACAACAACAACGAAGUAAGGAACGCAAUUCAGGUCCAUACGGUCGUUGGACCGAGUUUUCCCAGUUGUAGGGCACCAUUUUCCACGCUGCGCAUUCCUCCGUGCAAAGAGCCGGAGAGGAAGGGAGAGCACCGACGGACUGAACGGGCAACGAGAGCUGGAAGCGGCCUCUUUACAAGGCGGACCGGUGAAUUCACCCACCAAGGCUCGUGAUAGACGUCCUGUCUGUUGUUUUGGGUGUGUCGGAGUCUCCCUGUGUUUGUUUUGAUGACCAAAGGCACACUAUGAGACCGUUGCUUUGAUGAAUAAUUUACGGUCUCGCUGUCCGAGGCUCGCGUUGCGACUACCAACCCAACGUUGGCUGCGCCCGACGCCGCCUGAAUGGGCCCAGAUGGUGGACUAGAGAGAAAAGGCACCACGGGCCUUAAUUGGGAGCGCAGGAACUAAAACAAAAUUAUAAAUACUUCGAUACUCGUCUGGGUGCUGUUUCGUAGCCCCGUAGUCAUGUUGCAGAGUCGGUGGGGGAGGAGAGACGGAGCCCCCACUACUUCCACGCCAAUCCAGUUUCGGGUUUAUUUUAUGAGCCUCAACGAAGCACCAUCGGACACUUUUUUUCUUUCUCGCUCAUUGUAAUCUUGCUGGUCUCAUCUGAAAGUGUGACGCGGAUGCUUCACUCACGCCUUACACAACUGAAUUGAUAUGAUCUUAACAGCCUUAGUGUUUUUCUUUUUGUUACCUCAGAACAAUCUUUGAAGAACUGCCUAGCUCCUGGUUCUGCAUCAGGUCAGAGUUAUACAAUACCGAGACAAAUCAUUAAGUCGAUGAGCACCGUUUUCACUGUUGAACUUACUUUAAUACCUCAUGAAUCUACCUCAAAUACAACUUAAUUUUCUACACAACACAACGGGCCGGUGUGUCCCCAAAUAAAUACCUCAACCUCAUCGCUGCGCAUGUUGUAAACUGAGUGUGUAUUUCGGUAAUGCUGCAGAUGGCUUCGUUCCCAGACACGGACCUGCAGACCUGCCCGCUCUGCAAGGAGCUGUGCGGCUCCUCUGCUCCCAUUUCUUCCAGCUCUUCUACCUCUUCAUCUUCCUCACAUACCUCAUGCUCCUCCAGCCAGACCAACAGGAGGCUCCACGUCCUGCCCUGCCUCCAUGCCUUCUGCAGGCAGUGCCUAGAGGGCCACCGCAGUCCAGGGGACCCGCUGAAGCUGCGGUGCCCCACCUGUGACCAGAAGGUGUGCAUCUCUGAGGCCGGAGUGGACUCCCUGCCGUCCUCCAACUUCCUCUUCAGCAAUCUGCUGGACGUGGUGGUGAGCUCUGAGGAGCACAUUCCGAACAAGAAUGGCCACCACAACCACCGGGGAGGCUUAAGUGGAGGCUCCUCUGGCUUCCAUCAUCCUAAUCAUGGAGGCCUGCUGCAUCCUAACCACCUGGGAGAGCCUCAGUGCAGUUCCUGCGACGAGGAGAACCCAGCCACCUCCCACUGCCUUGACUGCCAGGAGUAUCUGUGUGACAACUGUGUGCGGGCACACCAGAGGGUGCGGCUGACCAAGGACCACUUCAUCGAGCGCCUGGGGGAGAACCUCCACCUGGGCCGCAUCAAUGUCAACAACAAGCCGGGCCAGCCAGGGGUAUCGGUGUCUCUCGCCCAGUCCUUGCAGAACAACUUUGCCCUGCUGUCCCUGUUCCAGGACCACAUGAGCUUCUGCCAACACCAUGACAAUGAGGUGUUUCUGUUCUUCUGUGAAUCCUGCUCGGUGCCUAUCUGUAGGGAGUGCAGUGUUGGCCGCCAUAUGGGCCACACCUUUAUUUAUCUACAAGAUGCUGUACAGGACUGCAGGGCCAUCACCAUCCAGCUGCUGGCAGAUGCACAGCAGGGACGUCAGGCUGUGCAGCUAAGCAUGGAGAAGGUCCAGGCCAUGGCAGAGCAGGUGGAGAUCAAAGCCAAGGUGGUGCAGACGGAAGUGAAGGCCCUUGUGCUCAAACACAAGAAAGCGCUGGAGGAGAGGGAGUGUGAACUACUGUGGAAGGUGGAGAAAAUCCGUCAGGUGAAGGCUAAGUCUCUGUACCUGCAGGUGGAGAAACUGCACCAGAGUCUGACCAAGUUGGACAGCACCAUCGCGGCCGUCAGCCAGGUGCUGGAUGAGGGCCGCCACCUUGACGUGCUGCUGGCCAGAGAGCGAAUGCUUACCCAGAUCCAUGAACUCAAGGCUUUGAGGAGCCUGCUGCAGGCGCAAGAGGAUGACCGCUUCAUGUUCACUCCUCCAGACCAGGCUCUGUACAUAGCUAUCCAGUCAAUGGGCCUUAUCAGCAGUGGAGCCUUUGCCCCAGUCACCAAAGCCCAUGGUGAGGGUCUGAAAAGUGCGCUACGUGGCAAGCCCGCAUCCUUCACUGUGAUUGGAUAUGAUCAUGAUGGCGAGCCACGUCUUUCCGGCGGGGACACGGUGUCUGCAAUAGUCAUGUCAGUCCCAGACGGUAACCUGUCUGCAGCAGAGGUAACUGACCACCAGAAUGGCUCCUACACCGUUGGCUACCUGCCUAAAACUGAGGGGGAGCACCUUGUGUCGGUGUUGGUGUGUAACCAGCACAUCCAAGGCAGCCCCUUCAAGGUGAUCGUGAAGUCAGGGAGGAGCUAUGGCUCCCUGGGCUCCCAAGUUUCUUCCUUCGGGUGCGAGGGGGAGGGAGAUGGUCAGCUGUGUCGUCCCUGGGGCAUCAGCGUGGACAAGGAGGGAUACGUGGUGGUGGCCGAUCGCAGCAACAACCGCAUACAGAUAUUCAAGCCUUGCGGUGCCUUCCACCAUAAGUUUGGCUCUCUGGGUUCUCGGCCUGGUCAGUUUGAUCGUCCAGCGGGGGUUGCAUGUGACAGUCAGAGACGAAUCAUUGUGGCUGAUAAAGACAAUCACCGUGUGCAGGUGUUUACUUUUGAGGGCCAGUUCCUGCUGAAGUUUGGGGAAAAGGGUACUAAGAAUGGGCAGUUUAACUAUCCCUGGGAUGUGGCCGUCAACUCUGCGGGUAAGAUCCUGGUCUCAGACACUAGGAACCACCGUGUGCAGCUCUUCGCCCCUGACGGCUCUUUCCUCAACAAGUAUGGCUUUGAAGGGGCCCUGUGGAAACACUUUGACUCUCCCAGAGGAGUGGCCUUUAAUCACGAAGACCACCUGGUGGUGACCGACUUCAACAACCACAGGCUCCUUGUCAUCCGACCGGACUGCCAGUCAGCUCGCUUUCUGGGCUCUGAGGGCACCGGGAACGGGCAGUUUCUGCGGCCCCAGGGCGUCGCUGUGGACCAGGAGAACCGAAUCAUCGUGGCCGACUCCCGCAACCACCGAGUCCAAGUGUUUGAGCCCAAUGGAAACUUCUUAUGCAAAUUUGGCACACAGGGGAGUAGCUUUGGACACAUGGAUCGCCCCUCCGGUGUGGCUGUGACGCCUGAUGGAGUCAUUGUGGUGGUUGACUUUGGAAAUAAUCGCAUCCUCAAGUUCUAACAAAGUUUAUCUUUGCAUCCUCUCUCUCUGUUUGCCCUUUUGCAUUUUCUUGAUGAAGGAAAUGGAGGCGAGAGAAUGAAUCAACAGACACAACAGGAGGCAAGCUCAGAGAGGACUGAGAGCAUGCUGAAGUGAAGGGAAAUUAAAACUAUAGCUCUUUUUUCAGUUACAUUGCUAUAUUCCCAAUGAGAUAUCUGUGGUAUGUAUGACAAAGGGGACCUCUACAAAUUGAUAAUCAGUAGAACAAGCCAUAUUUUCCUUCCUUUGUCUCAGCUGCUCUGAAUUCUCUCUGUGAGCUCUCCUUAAUAUCCAUCUCAGGGAUUUUUUCACUUUUCUUGAAAUCUUGUACCCUCUGCUCCAUACCUACCUCAUUUAGCUCUUUACGAAUGUACUCAUAGUCACUGAGCAGAGGUUUUAGUCCGUGAAGUUUUACAAAGCAGAAAAGCCUACCUCUAUACUUUGUUAUUUAAGAGAAUGGACUAUUCAGUUGAUAUUUGCACAGGAUUAAAUGAAUUCUUGCUGUGCAUUUUGAAAUAUGAGUUAAA
Perca fluviatilis (European perch) is the source of this 4160-nucleotide messenger RNA. It is a transcript of the gene trim71, whose product is annotated as tripartite motif containing 71, E3 ubiquitin protein ligase. Gene Ontology annotation, molecular function: protein binding; ubiquitin protein ligase activity; zinc ion binding. Lineage: Eukaryota; Metazoa; Chordata; Actinopteri; Perciformes; Percidae. The record is from RefSeq and is a predicted model, not a curated record. Bases 1108 to 3615 code for a protein of 835 amino acids. Gene Ontology annotation, biological process: proteasome-mediated ubiquitin-dependent protein catabolic process; protein polyubiquitination. The transcript is spliced from 7 exons.